Molecule: messenger RNA, 1703 nt
Organism: Zingiber officinale
Lineage: Eukaryota; Viridiplantae; Streptophyta; Magnoliopsida; Zingiberales; Zingiberaceae
Exons: 2
Coding region: 451-876 (141 amino acids)
Source: RefSeq, a predicted model, not a curated record
GUUGUUAAGAGGACUCAAACCCGGUACCUCAAGCAACAUGAUAGCACCUUAGUCUAAUCAUGAAAGAGCUCUCAAUUAUUCUUUCCCUUCCUCCCUUUCUAGAGAGAGAAGCUCUCCCUUUUCUCUAGGAAAAGGAGUUGCUGCUUUGUGGCCAGCGGGAGUAGCACAGUAGGUCCACAGCCCACUGGCGCCGAUGAAUGGCUAGAAAGUGACCUCCGGUGACGCAAGAUGGAGAGUAUGGGGAGCUUGACGACACUAACACUGCUCUUCACCGAUGCUAAAGAGAGGAGGAGCUUCUGAUGGUUGGGUUUCUCCGGUCGUGCAAGGCCACUGCCGCCCUACCCCACCAUCAACUUAUUCAACUAGGAACUUGCUGUCAACCAAAAUCAGUGGCUAUCGGAGAAGGAUUUUGCAGGAGUUCAACUCUAGCAGCUCAGAAGUAGACCAGCAAUGGCAGCCAAGUCCAAGUGGUACACAAGUGGGUUUCCAUUCAACUUGUCUUCACCGGAAGCCGCCAGUUAUUGUGCCGACGAUCAACAAUGCAAGGGCUCCGACCAUAGAUCAUAUGCUGCAGCUUUCCGAUCAUCACUGGCUGCCCUAUUGGCUGAAGGGAGAAAUAGGAGGGAGAAGGCCAGAGUGCCACAAUGGCCAGCAGGCUUGGAGAGUGCAGGGGAUUUCAACAGAUUGGAGAAGUUGAGUAUUGUUUCCGGUGACCAGCAAAUUUCCAGCCAUUGGCGAUCUUGGGGAGCAGGAGACCAUGAUGUCAUCUUGGGGAAAGUGGUCAGCUGGUACAAGGAGGAGGGAAAGGUUUAUCAUACACAUCAGGUGGACUUGUGGGCUAAGGAAAUCAGACUCAAGCCCAACCACAGCCCAUGAGCCCAAGCCCAAACCACUGGAACAGAGCUUUCUUCUCCAGUGAUUGCUGCUGCUGGAUUCCAGCCUCCUUGGAGCUACUCCCCCAAUGAAGAAGCUGUCCUGCUCAACUUUCCAAGCCAUAAGCUCCCUUGGCCAUGGGAGCACAUAUGGAGAGGGAUAGCGGAUGCAAUUGGACAUAGUAGACGGUCCGAGGAGGCGAAAGAGAUGGUGGAAGAGGGGAUGUCUUCCUCACUGGAAGAGAAGCUUGCAAGGGGCUGCUCAAGUGUGGACUCACGGAUGAAGGAUGCAACAAAGUACUUGGGCUUUACCUCUGCUAUGAUCUGAUUUGGACCGUCCCCUUCAUCGGAUUGUGUCCUGUGUCCGAAUGGCGAUGAUCGGAGGAUGGUCGGACCUCGGAACACAUGCUUUGGAGCUUCGCUCGGUAGUUUGGUUGCUGGAUUGUGGAGAGGUCUGGUUUCUGAGUAUGGGAGUGCAACCCUCUCUCGUGAUCGGCAGGCCACUGAUGCGGUUGCCGGUGAUGGUUUCCGGGGUAAGGAGGAGGACAGGGACAGCGGUUUGUGUUUGGAGGACCAGCCAUGGAUGGACUAGCAUGCGACGAUGUUGCCGGCAUUGCCUCAGUGACAGUGGUGUGAUGUACAUUAGUGUUGUACGCAUGAUUGUUUGUUGUAUGAUUCUGGUUAACCGUGAGGUAGGUUAGUGUAUCUAUGUAUACACUAGCCUUUGUGGUACGACAAAACUCAGCAGGCACUUAUUCAGCAUUCGCUGGACAUGAGGUGUUUGAGACUGAUUGUGCCUCUGGGUUUAUAUAUAUAUUUACCUUCAUUAAA